AGUUUAUCUAUACCGAAAGGCGAAAACACUUGAUGUUAUACUUUUUGUGAAAAAUGUUCGUUACAAAUGUUCUUGCUGCUAUAGCUUGCUUGCUACUGUUGAGAUUCUAUCUUCACUUCAAGAAUAUAUAUCGAUAUUGGCAAAACAGGGGUUUGAAGGUUAUUGAACCUAUUUAUUUUCCAUUCGGUAACUUUUGGACUUUCAUAAAGAGGGAUAAAGGCGUUGGCCCUAUACUUGCGGAAUGGUAUGAAGAAGUGGAUUCUGAAGUUAUUGGAUUGUAUGCUUUGAAUGAACCGAUUUUACUAGUAAAGGAUCCAGAUAUAAUAAGGGAUAUUCUGGUGAAGGAUUUCAACAGUUUCACGGAUAGAGGAGUUUACAUGGACAAGAAUGACUCUUUAACAGGCCAACUGUGGAAACUUCCCGGACAUAAAUGGAAACCUUUGAGAACUAAAAUGUCGACUUGUUUCACCAUCGGUAAAUUGAAAAUGAUGUUCUCAAAUCUACUGAAUGCCGGUGAAGAGAUGGAGAUUUUUCUGGAAAAGGCAGCUGCAGCAGAAUCCAUUGAUGUGGACGAUCUAUGUAAAAGAUUCACAGCGGACAUAGUAGCACAGUCAAUAUUCGGCGUAGAAGUAAAAAGCUUCAAGGAUAAAGACAAUGACUUCUUGAAAAUGCUCAAGUGCUUGACGACGGGUUUCAACAGGAAGAAUAUGAUCAAAUUCAGUCUUCAGAUUGUGGCGCCUAAAUUUUACGAUUUCUUCAGCUUCGUGAAGUUUGAGACAGUAAAUCAGGUAGCUAUUUCUUUCGUUUACAAGAUGGUGGAGAAAAUAAUGGAAUUCAGGGAGGCGACUGGGGCUGUUGGAAAGGAUAUGAUGCAGCUUCUGAUCCAACUGAAGAAAUUCGGGAAGGUGGACGCAGAGAAUGGCGAGAAAUUACCUGAUUCAGACGUAUGUUUAACAAUGGAUGAAGUGGUAGCCCAAGCUUACACUUACUUCUUCACUGGCAGUGAAACAGCAUCAUCCACUUUGACGUUGCUCCUCUACGAAUGCUCAUUGAACCAAGAUAUUCAGAGGAAAGUCCAGGAAGACAUCGAUAAAGCUCUCUCUUCUUCCGGUGGACAAAUCACCUACGAGGCAAUACUCGAGAUGAAAUAUUUGAAUAUGGUUGUUUCAGAAACUCUCAGAAAGUACCCAAUCCUGCAAUUUCUCAUGAGGAAAUCGGUGGAGGACUACAAAUUGGAAAAGAUAGGUUUGGAACUGGAAAAGGGAACUAGAAUUUAUAUUUCAGUGCAGGGUCUGCAGCGGGAUCCUAAAUAUUAUCCUGAUCCAGAAAAAUUCGACCCAGAGAGAUUUUCGAAGGAGAAUCAAGCCAAUAGGCAUCCCAUGACAUAUAUGCCUUUCGGUGAAGGACCAAGAAACUGUAUAGGAAAGAGAUUGGGUUAUUUUAUGGUGGUAGUUGGGGCUAUACACAUAUUCAGAAACUUCAAUCUGAGUACUUUCGAGGACAUCGAGGUGCCAUUAAAGCUGAAUCCUUAUUCAUAUACCAUAAGGCCAGUUAAUCCAUUGUUACUCAAAGUAUCGCAAAGGUGAUUUCGAAACUGUUACGAAAAAUGGAAUUUUGAAUAAAUCUUGAAGUUUUCCUGA
Molecule: messenger RNA, 1640 nt
Organism: Coccinella septempunctata (seven-spotted ladybird)
Lineage: Eukaryota; Metazoa; Arthropoda; Insecta; Coleoptera; Coccinellidae
Product: probable cytochrome P450 6d4
Exons: 6
Coding region: 54-1586 (510 amino acids)
Molecular function (GO): oxidoreductase activity, acting on paired donors, with incorporation or reduction of molecular oxygen; iron ion binding; heme binding
Source: RefSeq, a predicted model, not a curated record